CUGGGACAAAGCCUCUACGAGAAAACCACUUCACCGCUCUCGUUGAUUCCACUGCCUUUGCUGCCUGCCGGAUCGAUGCCUGGCAACCACGGCCAUACAAAUCUGAAUCCAACCGCCCGUUUGCCCUUCCAUCAUCUCUGCCUCUCCAGAUCCGCGAUCGCACCGGUCGGACUCUCUAGCUUUGCUCGUCCCGUAGCUGCUGCUGAGUCUCGGUGCCAGCUCAACUGGCUUCCCCAUCGACACUUGCUCCCUCUCGCUCCUCCCUCCACACACGAUAUCCGCCAAUACAUCGCCAUCGCCAUCGCCAUCGCCAUCGCCAUCGCCAUUGCCAUUGCCAAACGAACCACCGAGACGCCAUGCUGAUUCACUCCGUCGCCGUCCUGGCCCAAGAGUUCUUUACGCUUCCGCACAACAAACUCAACACACCCCAUCACCGGUAUCUGUGGCAGCGGAUUUGCACCCUCCUAAACGGGAUCACGGCCGAGACCCUCAAAAUCAAGGAGUCUCUCGCUCCAGUCGAGUACUACUCCGUCUAUGAGUCGAGCGUCUUCACAAUAUGUGUGUUCGUUCUGAAGCGGGGAACGAUCAUGCCUAUCCACGACCACCCUGAUAUGACCGUCUUCAGCAAAAUCGUCAGUGGCGACAUGUUUGUCAAAACAUUUGAAUUCCUGCCCAAGAGCAACAACGACCUGAAAACUGUCAUCGACCCAACCACUUUGCAGCCAUGCACAGUGCAUCGCACCCGCCUGGGAUUAAAUCGCGUCGUCAGCGCCGGAUCUCCAGAGUCUCUCAUGAUCAUCGAGCCGGGCCAGGGCGCUAACCUGCACUCCUUCGAGGCAGUCUCCGAUCGAGUCGUCCUGCUGGAUCUCAUCGGCCCGCCCUACAACGGCGACACCCGCCGGUGCACCUAUUUCACGCCGCUCACUCCCUCGCACGAACGACUCUUGCUGAGCUCGCCCCUGUCCUCCUCCAUAACCAGCGCCGAUGACAGCAAGCUGCCCCUGCUGCUCCAAGACAUCUCGCAGACCAUGCUCAAAGCAUCGCGAGCACAGGACCACACAAGCAAAUCCAUUCCAUCGCCAGACAUCCCCACAAGCAAAUCCUCGUCAUUUCCGGGCGCGGAUACCUCCAAGAGGCACCAGCAGCCGUCGACAUCUCCCGGCCUCUGGUGCGACGGGAGCUCAAGCGACUCGUCCGAGAACGACUCUCAGUUCAAGCACAACGGGUCGUCUCGCCCUUACCACUACGCCUCGCCGCCCUCGGAAGGCCAGGAAUACUGCUGGCUGAUGGAGAACGACAACGUCGACUACGAGUGCACCGAGCGAACCUACUGUGGUGCCCGCGUCCACGGCGACCGGCUCAUCCGCGACUCCUUCAAUGACAUCCGGCCUGUGAUCGAGAAGGUUGCCAGCUACAUCGAGAGCCGAGCAUCCAGCGCCGCCCAUUCGCCAUGAGCGAGCCGGCCUCUCUCCGCUCUGCGGCGGUCCUAUCGUUCUUUCUUUCCUUCUUUCUUUAUUUCUGCCUUCCGCACUGUACUCUUAUCUCCGAUGCGGCUCGGAUGGCCCUAUCGACCCAACCAUGCCUCGUCUGUGCCUCUUGCACAGGGCUUCCUGUUGUCCCUGUCGUGUCCCCACACUCCAUUCAUCCACGCCUCUCCUUCCAACACCUUACCCUAUCACCCACUACACCUGCCUGCAUAUUUCUUCAGGCAUCAUACCUUCAUUCACACCAAAUCCAACCGGGCUGGACAUGGCAUUCCUGAGUGGCUAUGUGGAUACGGAUUGGACUUGCCUGUCGAUC
Polychytrium aggregatum is the source of this 1800-nucleotide messenger RNA. RefSeq lists its product as uncharacterized. The coding region runs from base 357 to 1454 and encodes 365 amino acids. Lineage: Eukaryota; Fungi; Chytridiomycota; Chytridiomycetes; Polychytriales. Gene Ontology annotation, molecular function: oxidoreductase activity, acting on single donors with incorporation of molecular oxygen, incorporation of two atoms of oxygen. The transcript has 5 exons. The record is from RefSeq and is a predicted model, not a curated record.